Oldenlandia corymbosa var. corymbosa is the source of this 2019-nucleotide messenger RNA. Lineage: Eukaryota; Viridiplantae; Streptophyta; Magnoliopsida; Gentianales; Rubiaceae. The record is from the annotation of a GenBank genome assembly.
UAGAUUAACUCGUCAUCUCCAUCAUAAGUCGUUUUCUUCUUCUAGUUUAACAAACCAAUCAAAACAAUGCUACGUUAUUCACAACCACUAUAAUAAACCAAGUACUCAUCAAUCUUCAGAAUCUGUGGAUUGCACCUAUUUAUGCACAACUUUUAUGUUGGUUUAUUCUUCAUACUGGCCUUUUUCCUUUUCUUUCCUUGAGAUCAUCAUAGUUUGACAAGUGUUUCAUAACGAUUAUAUAAGGUUUCCCAUUUCCCAGAUUCAUGCCCAGAAGUUAGAAUAAACAGAUCAGUUAACAUUUCUACUCUGAUGUUCGGAUUGGGAUUUCUUCAGAGUCCUACCUUUACACUUCCUUUUGAAGUUUCCAAAAUGUGUCCUGCAGCUUGUUUUGGAGUUAAACCAUCCUAUGAAAUUGGAAAUAUAGGCAGUUUCUUGCCUCAAAAGUGUACAAGAUCAAACAGUAUAAGAGCAGAAGUACUUAUAGCUGAUCCUAAGCGGGGCGAACGCGUUUUUCCAGAGCUGACAAUUCAGGGGAUUCCGCGGGAUGAUUUCCAUAUAUCCGAGAUUGUCAAGAAGCAGUCACAGACAAAUGGCUUCUUCAGAAAGGGUUCUCUCAGAAAAGUGAACUUCAAUCCCAUGUUUCUUGAAGAAGCGUACCAGAGAUGCCAGAUCAUUUGUGCUGAAUAUGCGAAAACGUUCUACUUAGGCACAAGACUAAUGACUGAAGAGCGACAACGAGCGAUUUGGGCUAUCUAUGUCUGGUGCAGGAGAACUGAUGAACUGGUUGACGGCCCGAAUGCUGACUACAUAAGCUCUACUGCUCUUGACCGGUGGGAAGAGAGAACAGAAGACAUUUUCAGAGGCCGGCCUUAUGACAUGCUUGAUGCUGCACUUGCAGAUACAGUAUCCAAGUUCCCUUUAGACAUCAAGCCAUUCAAAGACAUGAUUGAAGGGAUGAGGAUGGAUACAUGGAAAAGCCGAUAUGAGAAUUUUGAGGAACUCUGCCUCUAUUGCUACUAUGUAGCCGGCACUGUUGGCCUAAUGAGUGUUCCAGUCAUGGGAAUUGCACCAGAAUCAGCAGUGUCUUCACAAAGCAUCUAUGACGCGGCAGUAUAUCUAGGCAUUGGAAAUCAACUGACCAACAUUCUGAGAGAUGUAGGAGAGGAGUAAGUUUUCUGACCUAAUUCUACUAGCAGCAACAUGCAGGUUUUGAUAUAUUGAUAUGUUCCUAAUUCUGGCUUUGGAAUAUUCAUUUUUCAUUUCUAGUGCACAAAGAGGAAGAGUUUAUCUUCCCCAAGAUGAACUCGCUCAAUUCGGAUUAUGUGAUGAGGAUGUGUACUCAAGGAAGGUCACUGAUGGAUGGAGGGAGUUCAUGAAAAAGCAGAUUAGUCGUGCUAGGUUCUACUUUAAUCAAGCCGAAGAAGGAGCCUCUCAACUUGACAAGGCUAGCCGUUGGCCGGUAAGAUUUAUGGAUCAAAAUGUUCAUGAAACCUUUCACUCAAAAAGGAAAGAUCCAUUUUGAACAAUCAUAUAUGAAUAAUUUACUGCAUUGUUUCGCGUUAUGCAUCAUCAUAUUAAACAUUUUACUGAGUUCUAAAGAUGAAUGUUUUGUUGCAGGUCUGGUCAUCCCUGAUGAUAUAUAGGCAAAUAUUGGAUGCAAUAGAGGAGAAUGACUACGAUAACUUGACCAAGAGAGCCUAUGUAAAGAGAACCAAGAAGUUUCUGACGUUACCUCUUGCCUACACUAGAGCUGUAUCGUUGUCCACUUUGGCCUUACAAUAAUCUCUCUGUUUGAAUCACUUAAUACUUGAAGGACAAUAACCUUGAAUACUAUUAUACUAAGCCGUGUAUGACAGUUAAAAAGUUAGUAUAAGUCAGAAUUGUAUACAAAUUGGCUUUCAUAUAGUAAAAUUUUAUUUUGAUACUGUUUAAUUCAGAGGCUGUCUAUAUAUAUUAUGUAAACCUUUCUCAAGAAAAUUGCCUUGAGAAAAACUAAUCUUCUAAACAAUUCAACCUAGU